CAGGCAACGGAGGGGGACGCCGGCGGCCGCCAUGCAGGGUGCGAAGGUGCUGUUGGUGGGGCCGCGAGAGUCUGGAAAAUCAGUGUUGGCGAACUUUGUUUCAGAGAGCAUCGAAGGGAUUGGCAGCUACAGCCCAACACAAGGAGUAAGGAUCUUGGAGUAUGAGAUGAACAGUAACAGGAAGGGAGGAGCGUGUCAGUUCGAGUUGUGGGAUUGCAGCGGUGAUCAAAAGUUUGAAACGUGCUGGCCAGCUCUGAUGAAGGACUCUCAUGGUGUAGUUAUUGUCUUCAACCCUGAGCUGCCCAGUCACCUGAAGGAAAUAGAAAUGUGGUACUCGUAUUUCGUGCAGCAGCAGCCCCUGCUCGACAGUCAGUGUCUCCUCGUUGCACAUCACAAGCCAGGCAGCACAGGGCACACGGAAAAUCUGUCCUUGGCUUACCCGCUGAACAAGCUAAAACUAGUACAUUCCAACUUGGAAGAAGACGCAGAAGAUGUUCGGAUGGAAUUUAAUAAAUACUUCAGAAGCAUCAUCACCUUCAUAAAUGAGAGCAGAGAGAAGGAAGAAAUGUCAAUUAUCUCAUAAUAGCUAAAGAAAUAUGGGACAGGAAAGAAAAAGGAUGAUGGUUAUUACUCUGGAAUCUAUAGGACCCUAUGAACACUUCAGAGAAAAAAAAUGCACAAUUUAUGACUUAAAGAGUAAAAGACAAGUGCUGAAAUCAGAUGAACUGUGGUGCCAUGGCUGCACAUCCAGGAAUCUGGGUGAGACUUUAGCUGCCCCUUGGUCUCAUUUGGCAUCAGAGGGACUGAAGGUUAUUGUUGAAUAGGUUAGUGUGGAACAAAGUCUACAGGCAUUGGUCAUCUCUCCAUAUCAGAAUCCCUUUUAGAGGCGCUAAGGGAAGAAAGCUUGACAGAACGUAAGGUUUGUGAUGUCCUGUUGAGGGAUCUGAGCAAAGCGCUCAUGCUAGCGGUGUUCCUGGAGGGGUUACGCUUUUGGAAGUCAGCACAAACUGUUUGGAAUAGAGAAGUAGUCAUGGUGUGGAAUCCAAACUUUUGUGUUCCAAGUUCUUACCUUUCUGCCCAGCAUCUGCAGAGAGCGCAUUUCAGAGCCACUGGCAGGGCAGAGGAUGCUGCAGCCUUUUGCAGGACUGGGUUUUCCUUCUGUUCCAAACAAAUGUGGUUUGGGGGACUAUGUUUAGGUCUCUCUUUGAAGAAUUGAAAUCUCAGUGUAGUGCAAAACUUUAACCUAUGUCAGGGGCUCAAUAGAAGAGAAAUGUUCUCCAUUCUCGUGAGGAGGAAAAGCUGUUUCCAAACUGUUCCUUGUUGCAUUGAAAUAAAUGGUUUCAUAAUUCAUGUUCUUAUCUGUUUGGUUUGGACUCCUCCUUCUUUUUGUGUGUUUUGCUGUAGCAGGCAAUUUUUUGUAAGAUGCAGCACUAAAGCAAUAAAACCAUGUUAA
Molecule: messenger RNA, 1453 nt
Organism: Cuculus canorus (common cuckoo)
Lineage: Eukaryota; Metazoa; Chordata; Aves; Cuculiformes; Cuculidae
Gene: IFT22
Product: intraflagellar transport 22
Exons: 5
Coding region: 32-583 (183 amino acids)
Biological process (GO): intracellular protein transport
Cellular component (GO): endomembrane system
Molecular function (GO): GTPase activity
Source: RefSeq, a predicted model, not a curated record